Molecule: messenger RNA, 1915 nt
Organism: Dissoconium aciculare CBS 342.82
Lineage: Eukaryota; Fungi; Ascomycota; Dothideomycetes; Mycosphaerellales; Dissoconiaceae
Exons: 3
Coding region: 166-1683 (505 amino acids)
Biological process (GO): regulation of autophagy; cellular response to starvation; cellular response to amino acid stimulus
Cellular component (GO): nucleus; Gtr1-Gtr2 GTPase complex; fungal-type vacuole membrane
Molecular function (GO): GTPase activity; GTP binding
Source: RefSeq, a predicted model, not a curated record
CACGGCAUUGUAACUCACUUACCACAUGUGCCCUCUGCAUCAUGCACCUUGGAAGUAUGCAUCGCGGCGGUAACUUGAAUAGUUCACUUCUAUGCUACUCACCAUCAAAAUUGCAAACUUUCGGUGCAAAUAUUAUCCCAGAUUCAUGCCGUCGUGUCUGUCGCGAUGAGGACACUCUUCGGCGCAAGCAUCUAUAGUCCUUCGUCGGCGCCCGAAGCCGUCCAUCAAACCAACCCUCUUCAACUCCGAUUCACCUCCUCGCGAGCUGCCACUACCUCAUCGAGCCACACUUCAUCGACUCCGAGCUCGCAUGGGGAAGACAUUUGGUUAACGGAUUCUCAUCAGGGCCAACGGCGCAUCGCAGUGCAAUCAAGCGCAUCUGUGAACUAUGAGGCUGAGUCGAGGACGUGGCGCAAUGGAGAAGCAAGUCAGAAGGGUGUUCCCAAGGUACUGUUGAUGGGCCUGGGCAGGUGUGGAAAGUCCUCUAUCCAGCAUGUCAUCUUAAAGACCAAGUCUGCUGGUGAGACAUUGUACCUUGAGCCAACAAACACGAUUGUUGAAUCUACCGCGAUCGAAUCCUUUAUCAAAUUGGAAUGCGUAGAGGUACCAUCGAUUCUGCCGUUCAUGUCACCAGGUUACAAUCAUGAAGCGAUCUUCAGCUCGGCCGGCUCAAUUGUCUGGGUUAUCGACAUCCAGGACGAAAACAUCCACAGCAUCCACAAGCUAGUCAGCACAGCACUGUGGCUGAUGAACAACUAUCCGCGGAUAAAUUUCGAAGUCUUUGUGCACAAAACGGAUGGCCUCAGUGAUGAGUACAAGAACAAUACCUUCCGCGACGUCCGACAAAAUAUUCAAGAUGAACUCAACGAUCGAGGAUAUGGCAAUCGAGGGCUCACGUUCCAUCAGACCAGCAUAUACGACGCUUCGAUCCACGAGGCCAUCAGUAAAGUAGUGCAGCGUCUUCUACCGCAGCUACCGGCCAUCGAAACGCUCCUGACGAAGCUAUGCUCGAAAUGCAAUAUGCAGAAGGUAUAUCUGUUCGACACGAUGUCACGCAUAUACCUCGCCACCGACGCCAGCCCGACGUUCCUGCGCGACUUCGAGGUCUGUUCCGAGUAUGUAGACAUGAUCGUGGACGCCAAAAACAUAUACGGCUGGCGCGGUAAUGGAUCCGAAGAGAGCGGUCAUCGACGACGAGCAACACAACAGUCGAGAAAGCAACUGAAUCGGCCAGGAGGUCGAAACGUACGAACGUCGCGCGACCAUGAGGAUGACGAGGAAUACUCGGGCCACAGCGGCCAUGACCAGUAUUACGACGAUGAUUACGACGACUUCGACGACGACGACGACGACGACGACGGCAACGACGGCAACACCGCCAUCGAUCCGUUCCGACACAGCCGCGUCGGCCACAGCGACACAGACGACUAUGACGAGGAGGAAAGCCAUGUCCACGCCGGCGACCUGGCCGGAGAAUCGAACGGGAUCAGCGAGGCGGUGGGCGAAAGCAGCAUAACCCUCCCGGGCAGCCAGAAUUUGUACAUGAUCGGUCGCGAAAUCAACGAUUACCUCUCGUUGAUAUGCAUAAUGGGCCCCGGGAGCACUCCGGACCGGCGAGUCCUCAUAGACUACAACGUUGGCUUGGCGGCGGAUGCGAUCAAGGCGAUUUUCAAAAUGGCUUGAAGGCGGGUGGGAACGACAGAGUGCGUCAGACCAUGGCAGCGCGGGCAGCAGGACGCGUCGAGUCACAUCUCGUUCUGGCUCGUCUUCGACCAUGUUGUAUCCUGUGCUUCGUGUGACAUCACGGCGCUGGUCGAAAGUUCUCAAUCAAAUAAUGUCUCCUGGCACAUUGAAUCUAUCAUCUAUCAUCUCCCAUCUAUCAAUGAUCCCAGGCGUCGAGUUUAGAUAACCAAGU